This is a messenger RNA of Arabis nemorensis, 1416 nucleotides long. NCBI's taxonomy places the organism in Eukaryota, Viridiplantae, Streptophyta, Magnoliopsida, Brassicales, Brassicaceae. The record is from the annotation of a GenBank genome assembly.
AUGGAUUCAGUUUCUUCAUGGGGAAACACGCCCCUCAUCUCCGUCGAUCCAGAGAUCCACGAUCUAAUCGAGAAGGAGAAGCGUCGACAAUGCCGCGGAAUCGAACUCAUCGCCUCCGAGAAUUUCACUUCCUUCGCCGUCAUCGAAGCUCUCGGAAGUGCACUCACCAACAAAUACUCUGAAGGUAUGCCUGGUAAUCGUUACUAUGGAGGUAACGAAUUUAUCGAUGAGAUCGAGAAUCUCUGUCGUUCACGCGCUCUCGAAGCUUUUCGUCUAGAUUCCGCGUCGUGGGGUGUUAAUGUUCAGCCAUACUCUGGAUCUCCGGCGAAUUUCGCCGCUUACACCGCUUUGCUUCAGCCACACGAUCGUAUCAUGGGGCUUGAUCUACCUUCAGGUGGUCAUCUUACUCAUGGUUACUAUACUUCCGGUGGGAAGAAGAUCUCAGCUACUUCGAUCUAUUUUGAGAGUCUUCCGUAUAAGGUGAAUUUCACUACUGGUUACAUUGAUUACGAGAAGCUUGAGGAGAAGGCGAUGGAUUUCAGGCCUAAGUUACUCAUCUGUGGUGGUAGUGCGUAUCCUAGGGAUUGGGAAUACGCUAGAUUGAGAGCUAUUGCUGAUAAGGUUGGAGCUCUUUUGCUUUGUGACAUGGCUCACAUCAGUGGCCUCGUUGCUGCUCAGGAAGCUGCAAACCCGUUUGAGUACUGUGACGUUGUGACAACCACAACACACAAGAGUUUGAGGGGUCCAAGGGCUGGUAUGAUCUUCUACAGGAAGGGCCCAAAACCACCGAAGAAGGGGCAACCCGAGGGUGCAGUCUAUGACUUUGAGGACAAAAUCAACUUUGCUGUAUUCCCUGCUCUUCAAGGUGGUCCUCACAAUCACCAGAUCGGUGCUCUAGCCGUUGCGUUGAAGCAGGCUAAUACUCCUGGUUUCAAGGUAUACGCAAAACAGGUGAAAGCCAAUGCUGUUGCCCUUGCAAACUACCUAAUGGCCAAGGGAUACAGUAUUGUAACCGGUGGAACUGAGAACCAUUUGGUUCUCUGGGAUGUUCGUCCUCUUGGAUUGACCGGUAACAAGGUCGAGAAGCUUUGCGAUCUGUGCAACAUUACUUUGAACAAGAAUGCAGUAUUUGGAGACAGUAGUGCUCUUGCUCCUGGAGGUGUAAGAAUCGGUACACCCGCGAUGACAUCAAGAGGAUUGGUGGAGAAGGACUUUGAGAAGAUAGGAGAGUUCCUUAGCCGAUCAGUGACACUGACAUUGAACAUCCAGAAGGAGCACGGUAAGUUGUUGAAGGACUUUAACAAGGGAUUGGUGAACAACAAGGAGCUCGAGGAGCUCAAGGCUGACGUUGAGAAGUUCUCGGCUUCUUACGAGAUGCCUGGAUUCCUCAUGUCCGAGAUGAAGUACCAGGAUUAG